AUGUGGGUCACACAGCUACAUUUCGACGUGGAGCCACAGGACGUGCUGACGUCACAAAGCGUGCGCCACUUCGGGUUUGUUUACACGCGUGGGUCCUUGACCGUCCCCUUUAGUCCUGGUUCCAUGGCGGAUGUGCAGCCGACACCACGUCUCGUCCUGGUUUUCAGCGGGAAAAGAAAAUCUGGGAAAGACCACGUGACCAACCUGCUGCAUGCGCGUCUGGGGGCCCCUCUCUCCUCCAUCUUGCGCCUGUCGGCUCCUCUGAAGCAGCACUUUGCUCAGGACCACAGUCUGGACUUGGACUUGCUUCUUGGUCCUGGUCCUUAUAAAGAACGCUUCAGGUCUGAGAUGAUCCAGUGGGGAGAAGACCAGAGGAGGAAUGACCCGGGGUACUUCUGUCGGCUUGCCACAAGAGGCGCCACUGAGCCAGUGUGGAUCAUCAGUGAUGCUCGCCGCUCCACAGACCUGACCUGGUUCCGGACCCAGUACCCGGAUAAAACGCGGACCAUUAGAGUCCAGUGUUCAGACCAGAUCAGGACCACAAGGGGCUGGAGCUUUACUGAAGGUGUGGACGAUGCAGAGUCGGAGUGUGGCCUGGACCAGGUUCAGGACUGGGACUGGAUCAUUAAAAACGAAGGAGACACUGAAGACCUGGAGAGGCAGCUUAGACCAGUUAUAGACCUGGCUCUGAAGCAGGACUGA
Messenger RNA from Knipowitschia caucasica, 702 nucleotides. The record is from the annotation of a GenBank genome assembly. NCBI's taxonomy places the organism in Eukaryota, Metazoa, Chordata, Actinopteri, Gobiiformes, Gobiidae.